AUGAAAUCGCUGUGCCUCUUCAGCCUGAUCGUGUUCACUGUGAGCAUGGGAGUUGUGCAUAUGAAGGAAAUGGAUAUUACGGGACAGAAGGCCGUUGGAUUUGGGGUUGCCAAGCGCACAAAUGGGCUUGUGACAAACACCGCCCAUGAAAAGCUUCAGGACCCUGGGAUUACGGUAGUUCUUGAAAGGAACUGCAGACGCAGUGAGGAGCUGGAAAACAGCCUUAGGAAGCUCGGUCUGCCAUAUAGACCGUUCUACGUUGAUGAUGAUCUGGACCUCUACAACAGAAUGGUUACAGAGAACAGCGGGGAAAUUCCCUCGAUGUACAAGGAUGGAAAGAAGAUCGAGAAUCCUGUCAAGUUUCUAGAGGCAUAUAAAGCACAGCAUAUGGAAAUAAACGAUUCCAAGUGA
This is a messenger RNA of Encephalitozoon cuniculi GB-M1, 411 nucleotides long. RefSeq lists its product as uncharacterized. The transcript has a single exon. Lineage: Eukaryota; Fungi; Microsporidia; Unikaryonidae. The record is from RefSeq and is marked provisional. The coding region runs from base 1 to 411 and encodes 136 amino acids.